Messenger RNA from Cryptococcus deneoformans JEC21, 1848 nucleotides. RefSeq names its product expressed protein. Lineage: Eukaryota; Fungi; Basidiomycota; Tremellomycetes; Tremellales; Cryptococcaceae. The record is from RefSeq and is a predicted model, not a curated record. The coding region runs from base 408 to 794 and encodes 128 amino acids. The transcript is spliced from 7 exons.
CAUCCACUGACCCUUUCAUAGAUUACAGAUGUUUUGUCACCUUAGCUUCUUGUUCAUCCAACUUUCUGUACCAUCCUUCUCUAACUCAGACGUUCUCUCACCUCUUUGAUGCCCUCUUCUGACGACAGCGACGACAAUAUCCGCGACGAUGACAUCCUCGACCAUGACCGCGGAAGGAGACGACCUUACCAACCGCUCCCUCCGGGUGAUCAAGCCUUGCUGGAGCUGUUAGGAGCAUGUGUUGAUUAGAGGUAAUCAGAACGUCCAAAGAAUCAACGACAUUAUUGCUGGGGAAGGGAUGCCCUGGCGCUUUGGGUGAGUUCAGUAACUAAAACUAAAGCCAUAGCCUAGGCAACUGUUGACAUUCCCUGCGACGUUGGUGUGUUUCAUAUGACCUUGGGAGAACAAUGAUCAGUAUGAUCCCCGGCAAGCUCUCAACCAACGAGGAUCUUCGCAAAGCAACCAUUGCGCUGGGGUCUUCCCAUAGCGGCUGUAGGUAUAUAAGAGGUGCAUUGGAAGCCAAACAAGGUUUUAUUGUAGGGCAAAGACGAAUCUGCUCAUCUCUCCAAUCUCUAUAUCCGCACGACGAGCGAAAUAAUUUCGGUAAAAAAAUUAUCUCUCGCUUCCCUAUCAUCAGCAGGGGCUCGAAUGGACAGUGGAGCUGCGAUGGGCACGACAAGCUUUCUGCUUGGGGAUUUCAAUUCUGCGGGAUCCGAGACGUGUGGUCCGGCUAUCUUAUUCUUAUAAGCUGUUACCCAAUAAUCGAAUGGGAACGAAUAUCCAGUGGGUAUUAAUCGAUGCUAUCCAACAGCAUGGAGGUUUUCCUCUACAGAUAACAAUUUAUUCGGGGUCUGAGACUGACUGGAUGUCCGCGACCCAGUCGCUGCUUCGGUCAAAUGAAGUGCAUAUGCGCAUCUUUUGGUUCCUUUUCGUCCCCCUUGCCAAAGCAACUUUAGCCGACUGGGGAUCCAUCUGCACAACAUGAUCCCUGUACGUUACCUGCCGGAGAGACCUAAUCCCGCAGGCACGGCCCUAAUCGCAUCGUUUUUUUCGCCCACAAGAUUUUGGGGGUAUACAAUGUUUAUUGCCCUUGGAGCCCGACAUAUCCCAGUAUCUCUCUGUUAUGAAAGAUGAAGCACGGGAUUCAGGCCAUAUGAACUGAUUAAUGCUAGAAGAAGUUCAGAUCAUGCAAAGGGGCAUGAUAGGACGGGUGAUCCAAGGGAAAUAUGGAAUUUCGGCAACAGGAAGAAGGGCUCUACGCAACAUCCUUUCUCUGGCCUGCAAAAGGGGGGCAAGUGCGGGGAGAAAAGCGGUAAUGGCAGUAAGGGACCCAUUAAGGUCGUCUUUUACUGGAGGAUCCGUGAUGAGCGAGCUUUUCAAUCACUUAACCCAUCACUAACUUAUCUUCCGUUCUCUUUUACCUUUGGACGGGAGAAAGUGAAGAAGGGGUGGGAAAACCUCUGUGCCCCAUAAGAAGAUUUCUUCGGUGAACCCAAUUCCAGGGAUGGAUUUCGAGCUUGUCGAGCCAACGGAACGUGUCGACUUUGCCUUUAGCGAUCUGUUUGACCGUUUCAAAGACAACCGUUGGGGCAUCCCAAUGAACCACAAGCCCUUCUGCAUCGACUGUUUGAUGAUGUGAAAACGAAACCAUUCAAUUGGAGAGUCAAGAAGGGAAGAAAUGGGUACAUACCCCACUUUCUAAAAUUUCCCACCACACCAAAAUGUUGGAUGAGGGAGAAGAUGGGGGCCUGGGAUACGAAUUCCGAGAAACAUCGUUUGUGGCGUGGGAGUUGCGCGGUAGAUUUUCUUUUAGAUUCUAUAAUAAUUUCUUUCUUUCUUUAUGCAUUA